AUGGAGAAAAAAGUACAGAAAAAGGUUGACAAAAUACACAACAAUGGACAUAAAUAUGGACUUCAAACUAUAGUUGUGCGUGAGUUUGAGCCAGAGGACAAAAUAGAGGUACAGCGGAUAUUUUAUGAAGGGCUGAUGGAGAUGGUACCAGACACUGCCUUCAGAGGCUUGAAACAUCACCCUGAGAGUCUCCUGCUCUAUACUGCUGUGACAGUUCUGUGUUCUGUCAUUACCAUGUGUUGGUGGGUGCUAGGACUCCUCCCAGCAGUUGUGCUGUGUGGGCGCUACUUCUACAGCAGGCGGGUGAUCCAUGGUCACCUGGAACAUGCUAUGAGCAGAGACAUGGGUGACUUGGAGGGCUUUUACAUGAAUUCACCAGACUCUCGUCUGUGGGUAGCAGCGAUAGAAGGCAAAGUGGUGGGUGUCGUAGCAGCAGUCGGCCAGCAGAAGUCAGGAGGUGCUGUCGAGCUGCAGCGGAUGUGUGUUGACCGGAGCUGUCGGCGGUGUGGAGUUGGGGUUGCACUGGGAAGGAAAGUUCUGGAGUUUGCUGCCGCUCACAGAUACUCAUCUGUUGUGCUGGGAACCACAGCGUACACACCGGCCGCCCAUCAGCUCUACCAGCGUCUGGGUUUCCGAUGUGUGGGGGUCACCAAUGGGUAUGUCACACCUGGUGCGAGAUGGUCCUUACUGGAAAGAAUUUUCUACAGAGUCCGCCAUCACCACUACAGACUGGAUGUGCAAAAAUAA
Molecule: messenger RNA, 747 nt
Organism: Toxotes jaculatrix (banded archerfish)
Lineage: Eukaryota; Metazoa; Chordata; Actinopteri; Toxotidae
Product: N-acetylaspartate synthetase-like
Exons: 3
Coding region: 1-747 (248 amino acids)
Cellular component (GO): mitochondrial membrane
Molecular function (GO): L-aspartate N-acetyltransferase activity
Source: RefSeq, a predicted model, not a curated record